Thermochaetoides thermophila DSM 1495 is the source of this 1161-nucleotide messenger RNA. RefSeq lists its product as uncharacterized. Bases 1 to 1161 code for a protein of 386 amino acids. The transcript has a single exon. NCBI's taxonomy places the organism in Eukaryota, Fungi, Ascomycota, Sordariomycetes, Sordariales, Chaetomiaceae. The record is from RefSeq and is a predicted model, not a curated record.
AUGGAGGCAACUCGCCCUCAACGACAGAGCAGUAAGCUGCCAUUUGAAGGACCAGGAGCAGAAUUUGUUGAUACCCUUUUCUGUGGUCAUAGUAUCCCGAACAGCGGCCAAGCCAAUGGAGCUAGCACAAGAAAACUUUUGAAGUCAAAAGCCGACCACAAAGAAAAGCGCUAUCUUCCCGGGCAGCCCCGGAUCCGGCUCGAAGUUGACGAGAAUGCCAGACGAAGCACAAAUGAUGACCCGCAGACAAAGUUGUACAAAUACCUCAAAAACUCUCAUAGUACCAAACACCUCGAUGGCCUUUUGCCAUUCACACGAUUCAUCUUCGUCCAGACGCCAUCAUACGACCAUAUUAUGCCUUUGCAUCAUCAAACAUCACACGCUCGAGAGAUCAAAGUUGAUGAGCACCCUGGCUUGCAUCUGGUGUGGUAUUACAACAUGGUUUUUAUCAAGCCAGUUCCUCUUUACUUCUUUUCGAAAGCUUUCUGGGAAUACCUGAGAGACCUCGAGGACGAUAAAUAUCUCUAUCAUGCUUGCCUUGGCUUCAUGCGCAGCUACUACUAUCUCAUCCAAUACGAGAUUGAUUACACCCUGGCUUGCGAAAAACAUUUGAUACCCUUGAUUUCCACUCCAGACGGACGAAGCAGACAUCCGACCUACGAGGAGUGGUGCGAGUUCAUCGCCCCGUUUGGCGAGGUUGGCGAUGACGAGGUGACUCGCCGAUAUCACUAUGGCGAACUUCGACUGACACGCAUCAACAAUGCUGCUAUGAUGACAUUCCGCAGUCUGGCCUAUUAUCAUAUCUACCCUCAAUGGGGUGACUUCCUAAAGCAUAUGUUGGCCCCCCUUCUCACCAUAUUCGCAGUGUGCUCUGUCGUCCUUGGCUGCAUGCAAGUUGGUUUGGCUGCGCUCGAAGUCGACAAAGAAAUAAAUGACAGCGUACCGAAUGGCGCCUGGUCAAGAUUCCUUGGAGUAUCGCUUUGGUUCUCCAUUAUCGUUAUGGUUAUCAUUGCCGUGGUGCUCUUUGUGGCAUUGGUUGGCCUGAUUUGGAUGGCUGUUCACGACGUUUUUCGUGGCAACGAAGUGAGGCAGAAGAGGAAGCGACAGGAGCGUAAAGAGCACGAUAUAGAAGAGAAACCAAGUCACGGCUUAAUCUGGUAG